AUGUUCCUCGAGAAGAUAUACAUCUUCCUGUGGUUCUGGCACAUCAUGCUCACAGUCAUAACCAUAGCCUCUCUCUUCAGUUGGCUACGGCGUCUUUUAUGGCGUCGUUCGCGACUCAAGUUUGUGCGACAUUACCUCAAGGUAGUGAACGCUGUGCCCCCCGUCCUGGAUCCGCGUGAUCGUCAGCGGACGCGACAGUUCGUAGAGGAGUACCUCACCGCAGACGCCUUCUUCCUAAUUCGCCUAAUCGGUGCUAACAGUGGCGACUUUUUGGCCAGUGAACUGAUCAAUGAACUCUGGAUGGGGUUCAUUGGUUGUGCUACUGCUGCUUCGUCACUUUCUCUACUUCCAAUACCUUCCACAACACCCAUUCGCCUUUGUACCAAACACGCUGCCUGCUCCUGUAAUUACUGUUAUCUUGGUGAAAGGUCAAAAUCCUAUGAUUUUUGCGGAGGAGCAAAAUCAGGGGGUCGAAUAUUCGGUUUGAAGUACUAUCCAGGAAAUAAGGGUGUCUCGCAGUACAGGAUAAGUCCCAACAUUCUCCACCAUCUGCAUAUCUUCCCAUCGUCCACCGACAAUAGACGGUGUCCAUGUGAGGUGACCGAAACGGUGGCGGCGGAGACCAAAAAAUUGCCACCCGGUAAAAUCACCACCGAGAGCAGUGACGGCAAUAACAACACUGAGGAUAUUGUAUAG
Messenger RNA from Echinococcus granulosus, 696 nucleotides. RefSeq names its product Innexin-10. The record is from RefSeq and is a predicted model, not a curated record. The transcript has a single exon. Bases 1 to 696 code for a protein of 231 amino acids. Lineage: Eukaryota; Metazoa; Platyhelminthes; Cestoda; Cyclophyllidea; Taeniidae. Gene Ontology annotation, molecular function: gap junction channel activity. Gene Ontology annotation, cellular component: plasma membrane; gap junction.